UUUUCUUUCACAGUUAAGAGAGAAAUGAGGAUCUCAGGAAUCAUUAAUAUCUCUGAGACUAUAAGUGAGUUUAUCCUCUUGGGUUUCCCUUGUCAAAAAGAAACUCAAAUCAUCCUCUGUAUGGUGUUCUCUAUUAUUUACAUCCUCACUAUCAUGGGGAAUACAUCCAUCAUCUGUGCUGUAUGGUCAAGUCAGCAACUUCAAACUCCCAUGUACACUCUCUUGGCCAAUUUCUCCUUUUUAGAAAUUUGCUAUAUUAACUCUGAUGUUCCCAAAAUGUUGGCCAUAAUGCUCUCUGAAUCCAAAACCAUAUCUUUUACUGGCUGCUUGCUUCAAUUCUAUUUCUUUUUCUCAACAUGUGCCUCUGAAUGUUUGUUUCUCUCUGUGAUGGCAUUUGAUAGAUACCUUGCAAUCUGCCAGCCUCUACACUAUUCUAUCAUCAUGACCCACAACCGCUGUAUUACCUUGGCAUUAUUCUGCUGGAUAGGUGGUUUCCUGUGGUUACUGACUCCAGUGAUCCUAAUCUCACAGGUCCCCUUCUGUGGCCCAAACAUCAUUGACCACUUUUUGUGUGACUUGGGGCCAUUAUUGGCGCUUUCCUGUGCCCCAGUGCCCAGGACUACUUUGGCCUGUGGUGCCAUCAGCUCUCUCAUCAUCUUCAUCACCUUCCUCUACAUACUGGGUUCCUAUUUCCAUGUCCUGAGAGCUGUACUACAUGUGCCAUCAGGUUCUGGAAGAAACAAGGCUUUCUCAACAUGUGCCUCUCAUUUCACUGUGGUGUCUCUAUUCUAUGGCUCAGUCAUGGUGAUGUAUGUCAGCCCAGGAUCAGGAAACCAGUCUGGAAUGCAGAAGUUUGUAACCUUGUUCUACUCCAUGGCAACUCCAUUCUUUAAUCCCCUGAUCUACAGUCUCCGAAACAAAGAUAUGAAGAAAGCUCUAAAGAAACUCUUGAGUAAGUUGUUCCAGAGAUUCCCUAAAGGACACAAGAAGUGA
Molecule: messenger RNA, 993 nt
Organism: Sarcophilus harrisii (Tasmanian devil)
Lineage: Eukaryota; Metazoa; Chordata; Mammalia; Dasyuromorphia; Dasyuridae
Product: olfactory receptor 11G2-like
Exons: 1
Coding region: 25-993 (322 amino acids)
Biological process (GO): G protein-coupled receptor signaling pathway
Cellular component (GO): membrane
Molecular function (GO): G protein-coupled receptor activity; olfactory receptor activity
Source: RefSeq, a predicted model, not a curated record